GAUAAUGCAAUAUCAUCCACAUUCAUCUUCUUGUUCUAAUUGUUAUCCUUCUUGUACACCCAUAUAUGUACCUUCACCAAUGAUUUGCUCUUCUUGUCAUCGGAAAUCAAACUCCACCAUUCAUCAUCAUCAUCAUUUUCAUUAUUUACCACCAUCAUUAUCUUCCUAUUGUUGUCAAUUUCAAUAUUGUUAUUCGUCUUGUACUCAUCCUAAAAAAAAGAAGGAUCAAUGUCAUUGUUGUGAUAACACAUCUCCAACAAAUCAUACCAAUACCCCUAUUACCAACAAAAAUAAUCCUAACGUUGAUCAUAAUAUAAAUGAUAGUAAUAUUAACAUCCGUCAACAUCAUUAUUAUCCUAAACAAUACAAAUUACUACAUCAUGCCAUUCAAGAAUUGAUUCAAUCAGAACGAGAUUAUGUAGCCGAUCUUUCUAUUAUGGUAGAGAUUUGCCUUGCAGAACUACAUCAACAAAAAUGGAUAUCUGCCGAACACGUGGCCAUCAUGAGUUGUAAUAAACCCGAUAUUUUAGCAUUUCAUCGAAAAUUGCUUCAUACUCUUGAAACUUUGAUAUAUGAUCAACAUCAAAAGCAACGGUUAGAUCAAACGAAUCAUCCUAUCAUUACUAUGGAAACGAAAUGUCAGACGAUUGCACAAGUUUUUCUACAAUAUGAAUCCCAAUUUAUGGACCUUUAUACUACUUAUUGUGAUAGUCAUUCAAAUCGAUGGAAACUUUGUACUGAAUAUCGUGGACGAUCUGAAUGGUCUGAUUUUAUUUUACAUUGUCAAGCUUUGAUUCAAGUACGAUAUGAAGCUUCAUCCUCAUCGUCAUCAUCAUCAUCAAGUACUCCUAUAAAACAUAUUCGAUUUGAAGACUUUUUGAUCAAGCCUAUCCAAAGAAUAUGUCGUUAUCAGUUGUUAUUAAAGGAAAUCAUUCGACAUGCCAAUCAAUAUGCAGCCAGUUCAGGUUUUGGAUAUCCUACUUUAUUGAUCCAAGCUUUUGAUAGUAUGUAUGAUAUCGCAACGGAAAUUGACCGACAGAAUGAAAAAAGAGAGGAUGUGGAACGGACCAACCGCUUUAUUGAAAGAUUGGAGAGUGAUUGGAGAUUAUCAAGACAUCGUGUGGCCCAACUUGGAUGCCUUGUGAUUUCAGGGGCAUUGGAUAUUAAGUAUUACAGUGAAAAUAACCACAUGCAUCAUCAUCACGAGUCAUCUCCCUCUUUCCCUUCAUCAGCCACCCACGUUGUGAACCCUGUAAAUGCAAUGAAAUCUAGUUACCUUGGAUGUUUUGUAUUUUCUUCCUAUAUCAUCAUGGUUCAAGUGAAGAAACAUACUCUUUAUGAUGCUAAACAUUGGUUUCCAUUAAGUAUUGUGAAUCUAUUGGAUAGUGAUAAUGAUACUGAUUUCAUUCUACAAUGUCAACAACAUGUGUUUAUUUGUAGUACAACAUGUAACAAAGAAAGACAAACUUGGAUGGAGAAAAUCAGAUCAGCACAACGUACUAGUGUCAAUACUUUACAAUCAUCUUUUGGUUUGGUGUCAUCUUUUAAUGAUCCUUCGCAAACUCUUGAACGUGAUCAAAUACUAUUUCCUCACUCCCCUACAAUCUAUUUUGACCCAGAUCAUUCUUAUUAUCAUCCUCAUCGAUGUCCCCUUUCCUCAUCAUCAUCAUCACCCAAUUUAUGGUUGGCAAAACAAGGCAAACAAAAAGACAAAAGGUCCUCUUCUCCUCGUCCCUCAUCGAAUAUCUGGUCAUUGCCAUCAUCACCACUUUCUACCAUCAAUAAACGUCAUAGUUCGUUGGAUUUAUUUAAUCUGACCACACGAGUAUCACUUCACUUCAAAACACAUCAUCGGAAUGCUCAUCGAGAGGCUGUAGAUCAACGGCUUCGGGAUGUCUGUACACGAGAUUAUUUAUCAUCACGACGUACGCUGGAUCGUAAAUCAAGUGUGGAUCCACAACAAACAUCACCUCGUGUUUCGUCUUCUGUCGCUUCUUCUCCAACUUAUGCUUUGAUUCAUAGCCGAACACCAUCACCUCGUCCAUCUCCCAUCACCACAAACCAUGAUACACUCAUUGCCCAACAAUCUUCAAAUGAAGCAUCCAUGAGAAAAAAGAAAGAUCAAGAUCCUUCUUCUACCAAUAUGCAAUCAAAACAUAUGACUAUCCGAUGGGUCCAUUCUUUCUGGCAUCGAUUAAAGAAAUCCAAGAAAAACAAAAAGCGUCCUCCGCAACCAAUUCAAGAGGAAGAAGAUGAAAAAAAAGAAAAACAUAAUGAAAAAAAGGAGAAAAACGUAGCAAUAGAAGAAGAAGUAAUCAAACAAGAACAAGAUAAACUCCAAGAUAAUUCGUCAUCCCCAAGUACUUUAUAUUCUGAUUUUUUAUUAUAUCGCCGAUCCUUUCAACUUGAUUAAGAAAUUCAUAAUAAUCAUAAUAGAUAGAUAUAUAUACAAAAAAGUUCUUUAUUUUUAAAUAAAUAAUCAUC
Messenger RNA from Halteromyces radiatus, 2484 nucleotides. Its product is annotated as Dbl homology domain-containing protein. NCBI's taxonomy places the organism in Eukaryota, Fungi, Mucoromycota, Mucoromycetes, Mucorales, Cunninghamellaceae. The record is from RefSeq and is a predicted model, not a curated record. The transcript has 5 exons. Gene Ontology annotation, molecular function: guanyl-nucleotide exchange factor activity. Bases 5 to 2413 code for a protein of 802 amino acids.